This is a messenger RNA of Macrosiphum euphorbiae (potato aphid), 1608 nucleotides long. Lineage: Eukaryota; Metazoa; Arthropoda; Insecta; Hemiptera; Aphididae. The record is from the annotation of a GenBank genome assembly.
AUGGAAGCAAAAAUUAGUCAUCAUAUUCAAGGUAUAUCUAUGCUAAGCAGAAAGACUGUUCUUCCAACAUUGAAUAAACAUCUAACAAAUAAAAUAUUUAAUAAACCAAACAAAGAAGCCAUGGAACAGGUAUUAUAUUAUCUGCUUCCAUUAACAGACCCAAAUUGCUUAAAAACUGUACCUUGGCCAAUAACUAAUUUUAAGGAAGCUGCUGAAUUCCGUAAUACAGCAACACUCCUAAUUAAUGGUUUGGAUGGGUUUGUUUAUGAAAAAUCUACGAAUGUUGUUUCAAAAGUUAAUUCAUCAUUAUUAGCAAAUCCUGGUGGCCCCGUUUUUAUUUUUUUUAUGUAUCAAUUUUGUUUAUACAUAAAGUGUUGUGAAUUUAAGAAAAAAGGAAUUGUUUUUUUAAAUGCGCCACUUUAUAUUGAGGACAAGUUUAUUGAAAAAAAAAUAUCAAUGUUUAAUGCAAUAUCAAAUAGUAAUUUUAAUGAAGUAAAUGAAAUAAUUUCUCGAGUUGGUUGUAUUCUUAAAAAUAAUACAGAAAUAACUGUAAAAUAUAAAGAAAUCAUUCAAGAUAGUAAGCAACGUAUUAAAGAUUUUAAAUCUGCAUUACUUAAUAUUGAGCAUUGUGAAGCAACUGCAAAUGAAGUCUCGGAAUUAAAACAAAAAUGUAUUAAUUUGUAUGCUAACUUUCAACAAAAUAAAUUAAUUGCUCUGAAGUGUGCAAGAUUAACUGAUAUUAUAUUACAAACUCAAGAAACUUUGGAUGCCAAUAUAGUUAAUUUAACUUUUGAUAUAAAUCAAGAAGAAUUAAUGGAUAAUUAUGGAAAAGUAGAUCUUGUUAAAUUCCUUACAACCAUAAAAAAUACUUUAAAUAGUUAUAUAAAUUGGUGUGAACAGCUAGAUGAUGAAAGUAAAAUGAAUACUAUGGUUAAAGAAUCACAACAAUCAGUUAUUGAUAUGACAGAACAGAUUCUAUCUUAUGAGAAACAUAUAGAAGUCUUAAAUAAUAUAGUUGAUAAUUUAAAAAUUGAAAACCAAGUAUUAUAUAAAGAAGUAUUUUCUAGUAAAAGUCUUGAAAAUCUUGAUCCAAGAAUACAAUCAGUGUACAAAGUUAUUCCUCCAAUAAUUUUAAAAACAGAUUUGAGUGAUAAACCAAAAUUAAUGACUUCAAAAGAAAGUAAUAAAUCAAGACGAUCAAUUUUACUACAUUCUAGUAGUCAACCAUAUAAGUAUCAAACAAUAAAUGUUGAUGCAAUUAGAGGUGUAUACAAUGAAACAUUAUCAAAUCCAAAUAUACAAGAUGAAAUCGUGGAAGAAAAUAAUGAAUUGGAUGAGACAGAAGUUACAAUAUUACAAUGUUAUGACAAUGAAAGCUUGCAGGAUAAUUCAUGUGCUACUCUUGAAAAUCAACCGGUAUUUACUACUGAUAUUGCAGUAAUGAUUGAAACUGAACAUAAAAAUGGCCGAAAAUCUCAAAUUAAAAAAGAUGAAGUUAAAAGUGUAUCCAUUUCACGAAAAUCGAUUGAGAACAUAAAGCAGAAGUUCAUUAGAAUUAAAAAACAAGCAAUGAGUACAAUUCCUCAUUCACCUCAGUCACCAUUAUAA